AUGUUCAAUGUGGCAUUGGAUGAUGUUCGUGUUUUGGAACACGCUACUAUUAAGGUGCCAUAUGAAACAUUAAAUAAACGAUAUCGUCAUGCACAAAAACAAAUUGAUCGUGAUUCAGCUCAAUUACUUGCAUCCGUUGCUGAAUUGGAUCGAUCGACACAAUCUGCAACUACAAUUGAUUCUCUUAAACGAGUACUCGAACGAGCUAUGACACUUAAACGAAAAGCUCGUGAAUUACGUGAUGAUGAAAUUGAAUGUUUACAAGCUGUUAAACGACGUGUUGAUCAUCUUAAAGAAUAUGAUAGAAGUUCAUUAUCAAAAAUGGAAAUAUGGCGACGACAACGAUAUGAACGUAUUCUUGUUGAUUUUCUCUUUCGAACACGAUGUUUUGAAACUGCACAAGCACUUGCUAAAGCAACAGGAAUUGAGCACUUAGUUAAUUCCGAAAUUUAUUUGGCUGGACGUGAAAUUGAAGAAUCAUUAAUACGUCGUGAUGUAUCGAAAUGUCUAGCUUGGUUUAAUGAAAAUAAAACAAAAUUAAAAAAGAAUGGCAGUACACUUGAUUUUUGUAUACAUUUACAAGAAUUUAUUGAACUUGUUCGUAAUAAUCAACGUUCCGAAGCAAUAAUACAUGCAAGAAAAUAUUUAAAUGGUUCUAUACCAGAACAACAUUUAAAUGAAUUUCAAUCCGCUAUGGGUUUACUUGUUUUAUCACAACAAUCAAAAAAAGAAUUAAAUAAUGACUAUCAAAUAUUACUUGAUGAAAAUCGAUGGACAAAAUUAAUUGAACAAUUUCGUCUUGAUAUGUUUAAAUUAAAUCAAAUGGGACAACAAAGUAAAUUUACUGCUGUUUUACAAAGUGGUUUAUCAGCUUUAAAAACACCAACAUGUUUUGAUAAAGUUUCAUCUGUAAAAAAUCCUAAUUGUCCUGUAUGUAAUGUUCAUUUAAAAACCAUUGCUAAAGUUUUACCAUAUGCUCAUUGUUCUGUAUCAAAAUUAAUUUGUGCACAAUCACGCGAACCAAUUAAUGAAAGUAAUCCACCAUUAAUGUUACCAAAUGGUUAUGUUUAUGGUUCAAAAACUCUUCAAGCAAUGGCUGCUGUUAAUAAUGGUCAAGUUAUAUGUCCACGUACGAAAGAAACAUAUGAUUUAACACAAGCAGAAAAAGUGUACAUUAUGUAA
This is a messenger RNA of Rotaria sordida, 1182 nucleotides long. The record is from the annotation of a GenBank genome assembly. Lineage: Eukaryota; Metazoa; Rotifera; Eurotatoria; Philodinida; Philodinidae.